CUGACAAGGAGCCAGUUAACUUUCGCUGGUCAUUUUUCCCGUUAGCUUGGACCCCCCCUCCGUAAAGCAGCUGCGUUGCUGCUUCCGCUCUGGAAAUCUGGGUGGGUUGUUACAGGGCAGUGUCCGAAGAGACUUCUGCCGUAAGAUCCUGCACUUUAUCUUUAGAAGCCCCGGAAAAUUCAGCGUCGAGGCACGCUAUUUAAGCGAUCCUUUCCCCUCCAAGGAUAAACAAGCAGAGCCGUUAGAAAAAUGUCGUCAAAUUCAAACCUAACCAACAUGCGUCGGCUUGUGGAGCAGCUGAAACUGGAGGCCAGUGUGGAGCGGAUUAAGGUGUCCCAGGCUGCUGCGGAGCUCCAGCAGUACUGCAUCCAGAACGCCUGUAAGGACGCCCUGUUGGUCGGGGUCCCCACAGGGAGCAACCCCUUCAGAGAGCCACGCUCUUGCUCCCUUCUCUAGCCUGCAGGGCAUGAGGCCAGACCAGGGCCUGGACAGAUGACCUUCUGAGCAGCCUGGCCUUAACAAACAUACAAAAGCAUUACACAGAAAAAAAAUCCGCUUUUCCACACAAUUUGUUUAUUUAUGAAUUACUUGACAGACUCUUGUAAUCUGACUUCUUGUUAAAGGUUAAAUUGUAUUUUAGAUCAGGAAGUAUGCUGUGUGUGGUUACAUAAUGAUUUUGCAUGCAAUGGCUGAAUGUUUACAUUUGUAGUUUUGUCCCAGUAUUUUUACUGUCUGCAUGCUCUGGUGGCGAGUUGCAAUUCUAGAGCACAUGGUGAGCCCUAUAACCCAGACAUUCACCAGUCUGGCUUGCGUCAUGUCAUUAGCCGUCUAUAACUGGGAGUCCACAGCGAUGCGACAUAAUUGGCUUUAUGCCAUCGGGGUAGUGCGGGCUUACAUUUGCCAGGAUUCCUCACAUCACUGAACGUUAGUGGCUCCUAGAGACUUGUAAUGCGCCUUUAAAUUAGUGAGUGACAAAUAGGCCAAUCCUUGAGUUGGUGCUGGCCCUUGUGUAGUGCAGCGUGGUAAUUGUGGCGUGUGAAAAUGCUGUUAGCUGCAGACAAGCGUAGGGCUUUGCUUCAGUGCUCAGUGUGGAAAGGUGUCGCAGCAAGGCCAGCUUAAUGCUGAAAUGGCUGUUCCAAACUUAUGUGACAAUGUUGUUGAUCUUUAUAAAUGAAUUGCAAAACGAGGUCAGUUAACUGAGUGGAGGGUUGAGUGUUUUCCCUCAGUGACUGGGUAUGUCCCAACCUCCUGAUCAUCCGGACGAUUAGAUACUCAGUGUCUAAUUUUAUAAUUUGUGUUAUUUGUAUUUACAACACUGUUAAGUAAUCAGUUUCACAGCUGGUUCUCAUACAUAAUGUUUUAAAAAAUUUCAGGGUAUUGUCUGGCAGGGAAAUGAAUGCCUGUAUAAAUGAUAAUAAUGUAUUCUACUGUAUAUAAAAUCAGUUUCUUGAAGACUCCACAUGAAAAUAAAAUUCAAAUUUUACAUUUCACAGAGACAUUCUAAGCUUGAAUUUCAGUGGGAUUUCUCCUGAAUGUUGAGAUAAGAACUGUUUGGUUUGUGAAGAGCGAGAAAGCAGCUUUUUAGCCAAAGAAUAUUUUUAACAGAUGCAAUUAAUUGUCGCAUUCAAUAACAGAAGUUUAAUAAUAUGAACAGGCCAUAUAGCCCAGCUAGGCAUGUCAUUUUGCCUGUAGGCCAGAGUGUGUCUAGGGUUGUGUCAAGCCUUGUCUUGGAACACUGAAGUGUCUUCAAAUCCUGGUAAAAAAAAAAAAUCCUUCCUAGUAUCAGUGUGAACUUUGACUUUAAUUUGCACCCCCUUGUUUUGUUGAAAUUUCCAUAUUCAAAUAGCUUCUGUAAUCCCCUCUGUAACAUAUUAAUAUAAACUUUUAAUCAGAUUGCUGAUGCUCAUAAUAAUGUAUCUUAUCAAUUUGUUACACUACAGUGAUUACCAUAUAAUAAUGCAUGUAAAAGAUAUGGAAAUGUAUAUUUGCCUGCUUGUUGGGUACAAGAACCAAAGAAACUGUUACUAAAUCCCAUUGCUUUCAGACUUUGGUUGCUAGUGCCCUUAACGUUUAGUUUUUCAGGAUUUGUUAUUCAGUAUUUUUUAUAUAGAGUAUAAAUGUAAACUCUUGUUUUCUAAACUCAUCAGUUUAGAUUUGUUUAUAUUUUGAACAUAUAAAAACCAAUUGUCAUUUAAUUGAAAUGCUCAAGA
Molecule: messenger RNA, 2210 nt
Organism: Megalops cyprinoides (Indo-Pacific tarpon)
Lineage: Eukaryota; Metazoa; Chordata; Actinopteri; Elopiformes; Megalopidae
Product: guanine nucleotide-binding protein G(I)/G(S)/G(O) subunit gamma-10
Exons: 3
Coding region: 250-456 (68 amino acids)
Biological process (GO): G protein-coupled receptor signaling pathway
Cellular component (GO): heterotrimeric G-protein complex
Molecular function (GO): G-protein beta-subunit binding
Source: RefSeq, a predicted model, not a curated record